AUGGGGCCACCGGAUGCCAUCCUCGGCAUUACCGAGGCAUUCAAACGUGACACCAACCCCAAAAAGGUGAAUCUGGGCGUUGGAGCGUACCGCGAUGAUGACUGCAAGCCAUGGGUCCUGCCGUCAGUUCGAAUAGCUGAGCGCCGCAUCGUAGACAAGAAUCUGGAUAAGGAAUACCAGCCAAUCACUGGUAACGCCCAAUUUGCUCGGCUCGCCAUCGAGUUUGCACUGGGGUCGAACUCCAAGGCCCUGAAAGAAGAAAGAGUAAGUUCUAAUGGCUGCUUACUCAUUCUUUACAAUUCUUUGCGUAAUUCCUAUAUCUCCAUUGUCCUCUCUUCCAGAACUGCACCAGUCAGUGCCUCUCUGGUACUGGAUCUCUGAGGAUCGGCGCGGCUUUCCUUGUACGUCUUUGUUUUUAAUAGCUGUUUUCUCAGACUGUUCUCAUAGGAACCGAACCAGCUUGGCCUCGUAAAUUAAUGUUUGUACAUACGCAUGUGCAUAGUUGCAUGUAUACCUUGUUAUCACGGGAGAGGGGACCAAAUCCCAUCUCCCUUAACAUCACGGAAUACGGUAUUUUAUUUACCGUGAGGCCUAGACAACGGGCCUCUGGUUUCCUUUUGAAGGGAAAAAUACUGCUAUAGGACGUACGGGCAAGACAAAACUCUUGAGAAUAUGCAGAAUGAGGAUAAGUAUUAUCAAGUGGUUUAAAUCCCAAUUACUCAUACAACGACUUCUUAGCCGUACCACGCAUGGAAAGUAUUAUCCAUCCGCAAAACGUACAUACUUUUCACCAGUCAUUAUUUUCGGAAAUUCCCAAUCCAUUGAAUUAUUCGCAAAAAUACUACCCAUGACGCCAGCAGUGUUUACCCUGUCAGCUUCUGUAAAACUAUACUCCUGGCAUCCAACAUACUUCCUCAGCUAGAUUCUGGUGUCCUGUUGGCCAAUAUUUGUCUAAUUUGACGACUGAUUAAUAAUCAUUCUUAUCGUGACUGUCAAUAAAGCAGGCGAUGUCGGUUCAGGCAAAUAUUUAUUUCGUUCUUUCGUAAAUCUAGGGCCGAUUCUCCAAGGUCAAGGAGGUUUGGUUACCCAAGCCAACUUGGGCGAAUCACAUUCCUGUCUUCAAGUGAGUUCCCCUCGAUUUCAUCUGACUGAUUUUCUCAUGCCCUUCCAUUGUCAUUUUACCUGAGUGCUUUCGAUGUUAUCGUAUUCAUGUAUCUCUGGUCUUACACUUCGAAUGCAGGGAUUCUGGAAUGAAUGUGAACUUCUAUCGUUACUAUGACCCAUCGACCUGUGGCUUCGACUCAGCCGGCUGCUUCGAGGAUCUUUCGAAAAUCCCCGAGGGCCACUGUGUCCUUCUCCACGCCUGCGCGCACAACCCCACGGGCGUCGAUCCCACCAUGGAACAGUGGAAACGCAUCGGAGAAAUCAUCAAGACCAGGAAGCUUAUUCCUUUCUUCGACAUGGCCUAUCAGGUAGCUCACACCCCCAUAGGUCUAACUUCGGAUCCUAGAUGGGCAUUUUUAAACCGACUAUUAUCUUUCCGUUUUCAUCAGGGAUUCGCUUCCGGCGAUCCGGACCGGGAUGCGGCAGCCUUGCGAUAUUUCGUCGAGGAAUUGCAUGUGCCGACCGUCCUUUUGGCCCAAAGCUUUGCCAAAAACAUGGGCCUCUAUGGCGAGCGUGUUGGCGCCUUCACUCUUAUUUGCGAUUCCAAAGAAGAGGCUGCUCGCUGCAUGUCUCAAAUUAAGAUUCUUAUUCGUCCCAUGAUCAGCAAUCCGCCCUUACAUGGUGCUCGCAUCGCUGCUGAAAUUCUUUCUGACCAAGAGCUUCGCAAUAAGUGGUAAGUAUACGUUCGUGUGCCGAUGUUGUAAAAUCUCGACUGCGCAAUGUUUUAUUGCGCCUAUAUGACCACCAAUGUAAACUUCUAUUACAGGCUCGCUGAUGUAAAACUAAUGGCCAAUCGCAUCAUUAGCAUGCGCACGGCGCUGAGGGAGAAGUUGAAGGAAGAGGGAUCGAAGCGUAGCUGGAAUCACAUCACGGAUCAAAUUGGCAUGUUCUGUUACACUGGUUUGAGCCCAGAACAGGUAAGCUGCCAUUUUGUUGACGUUUUUUUUACAGUUGUAGUGGUCGGUCACUUAGUAUUGCACAAGCAUCCAUAGGUACACCAUUCGCGUCUUGGGUGGAUCGCAGCACAAGCUUGCUGCCUGCCAGUGCGUUCGUUACGGCACUGGAAUUGUAGAGUCCGGGCGCAGUGUCAGGCUGCGCGUCAUCUUAAAUCGCCAUGCGCGGUUUUCUUUCGAGCCCGGUCGAGGUAGUUUUCGAAUGUUUGACACUUUGCAGCAUCUGCACAGUCUACGCCUACUUGAAUACUCUUGAAACUUGUCGAGUUUUCGGACGAACCUGGGAAGAACACGCCAUCUUCGAGGCGGCUCACUCAGGUCGAAAAUAGGACAUGUACUGACUUAAACUAACUCAAUGUUCCCAAUACCUAACCCAUUAUCUACGUAGGCUUAUUUUCUCCAAUAAAGAAACAGGACAACGGUUACGAUCCUCGUUAUAUUACGGAACUACGUAACUAGGCGUGAUUACCUCAGCCUUUGUUUGUUUUCCAUGUGUGCAAAUUGUCACGUCUUGGGUGUAAUUUCUGUUCACUAUGUUGCCCAUUGUCAAGUAUACCAUAUAACUGUGCUCACUGUAUGAAUUCUCCGUCAAACAGGUGGAACGCCUAACAAAGGAGUUUUCAAUCUACCUCACGAAAGACGGGCGCAUUAGUGUCGCCGGCAUCACUACUAAGAAUGUCGGUUACCUUGCUCAUGCAAUGCAUGAAGUGACCAAGUAG
Spirometra erinaceieuropaei is the source of this 2836-nucleotide messenger RNA. The record is from the annotation of a GenBank genome assembly. NCBI's taxonomy places the organism in Eukaryota, Metazoa, Platyhelminthes, Cestoda, Diphyllobothriidea, Diphyllobothriidae.